Messenger RNA from Chara braunii, 4474 nucleotides. The record is from the annotation of a GenBank genome assembly. NCBI's taxonomy places the organism in Eukaryota, Viridiplantae, Streptophyta, Charophyceae, Charales, Characeae.
AGAAUACUAUCGGGCCUUCCUAAAGAUGGGGCCUUUCGGGGACGAACAAGGGCGCGAGGUGCUUUGUAUUCUAAGAGCAGCAGUAAAUGCUAGGCCAGGAGUUCCACAAAUAAGUGAUGAGACGAUGUGGAGAGUCAUCCGGCGAGAGGUAGAUCGGGGCGCGGCCUACAUAGAUGAUCUCUACCGGCUGGUGCGAACGCAUAAUCCAAAGGGAAAUCGAGAUAAGGGAGAAUUAUCUAAUGGGGGUGGCUCAACUGUUCGAGGAGCCUACCGAGCCGGAAGAGCCGCGAGGGCGAGAGCGGGAUUAGCAUCCGCAGAACUAGGCAAAAUGGCAACGGAGGAGGAGACAGAUAACCGUAAGAGUGAAGGAGAACCAGGCUUAGAAGGAAGUGUCGCGCAGAGCGAAGGGGGGCAGAAGGACAGAGAAUCGAUAAAUCCGGAUGAUACCAAAGGGAACCGGAAGGAAAUCUCCACAUGGGAAAGCUUAGGGAAAGCCGGGGGAAGCAGGCAAGGGACCCAGGGGACCAAGGAAGGCAGAAAUAAGGAUAGGACAAGCCCCCGAAACUCGGAAGGAACCAUGCCUAAGAAAGUAAGGGUCUCAGAUACGAGGCGCAGACUAGCCGAGAUAGACACGAGGACCGCGGAAUACAAGGCAAAAUUGAUUGAGGAAAUGAUGACUGGGAACGAGGAAGGUCCUCUGCAGGAGGAGCCCCGGGAUGAACGGAGAGGCAGCCAAGGUGGGACUGGACGAGGGGAUAAAGGUAGUGACCGUAGGGGAACAUCGAGCAAGAGAAGGAAAGAGAGAGAUAACUCUCCGGGGAUGCAAGCAGAAAAGGCUACGACUCCGCCAGCCAUGGAUAGUAGGGCUAGCCGCCUGCCGAUCACGCCAGGAGUAGCGCGAGGAUGCGAAGGACUUUGGAGCCUUAGGGAAAGAGUGUUGGGAUGGUUUGACCCGGAAGCAACUAUGAAAACCAGGGAGGGACAGAAAGCCGACAAGGAAAGUCCGGAUAACAGUGUGGCAGGCGAGGCUAGCAGCUCCAAGGGUGGCCUUAAGAAGAUAGUGUCGUCCCUCGCUCGAGCGCUAAACAAAAAUCAAGGCUAUCUGGUAGACGCCAAGAAAAAGCUGGCUUUCGAUGGAGCAAACAUCAUGAAGUUCAUGAUCGACUACGAGAACCUAGCUGCGUUACUAAAGUGGACCGAGGAGGAAAAGAUGGACCACCUAGGACAGCAUGUGUCGUUAAGCCUAGGACGGGACAUAAUGGUCAUUGUAGCCGCAAGCCGGUCUUGGAAGGAGACCCGGGAUGUGAUGAUGAGGAAGUACCUAGCGGCGGAGAAAAUGGCAACGGAGGCCAACCUAGCGGCAAUUCAGAGGAAGAACUUCGCAACGUACAAUGAUUUCCUACGCACGGUAACGGAUCUGGCUGAGAAAACGGUAGUAACGGAGACGUUGGCCUUGCUCAAGGAAGGAGAGGUCAUAGAUCUGACCGGUAGGACGAGCGACAAGGUCGUUGGAAGCUCCGAACCCCAGGCAGAGCCUGAGGCCGAGGAACCAGAGAAAGUCUAUGGGAAGCCUAGGGAAGAGGAGCCUGCGGACGAGGCUACCGCCGCUAAGAAAAAGUUUAGGUAUCAUAUCCCGAUUUUGACCUUGCCUGAGCUCGACGACACAAUUAGCAAGUUACUAGGAACCAUGGUGUCGGUGUCUUUUCAGACCAUGCAGACUAGCUCUAGGGUGCUUAAGGGGCUUAGACAACUGUUGACUCAGAGGCGAGUAGAAAUAGGCGACAACCCCGAAUUACCAGAAGGGGAGAGGGAGGAGGAAGCUCUGCAAGAAGUGGCUAACCUUCAGAGGAGUCACGGGGACUUGGAGGAUCUCGAAAGGGCCUUUGCAGACAUUCGUUUGAGUUUGCCUGACCGAGAGGGCAGCGAAGUCAUGAGAUCACCACCCGGGACGAAGCUUAGCUUUCAUGCGCUACCCGUAAGGAAAUUGAAAAUCCAGAUCGGAAGUCAUCACACCGACGCAUUAGUAGACGGGGGAGCAGAAAUCAGUCUCAUAAGGAGAGAUUUCGCAACGAUCACGAGAUGUACGAUAAACAAGGAAGUAACCGGGAGCAUCUGGGGAGCUGGCGGGGAAAUCCUGUUCACUGGGUACGUCACGAAGUGUGCUGUGAGGGAAUCGAUCUGGUCGUUUCAGCGGAUGACCAUAAUGGAGGAAAUGAACCACGACAUAAUCUUCGGGAGACCGUGGUGCACGAACGUAGAGAUGAUAGGCAUGCACUUGCACGAUGGCUCGUACAUGGUAGACAUAGAGGACCCUGUGACCGGCAGGGGAGAGCUCCUCCGACUCCUUGGAACGGAAGGAGACCCCCCAAAGGGGAAACUGGCAACACGGUCGCCGUCGUUCGAGGAUAGCACGCGAAAAGGGGCUUUCGCACGGAUGGAGGGGUACGACCAGCUUCCAUUGGAUGUUCGGGACAAGCCAUACACCGCUAUGCACACUCCCGUAGGCCAGCUACAGAUGCAAGUGACACCUAUGGGAUUCACAAACGCGGUGGCAGAAUCGCAACGUGGGAUGCUCGCCGUGGCCGGGGACAUGUUUCUAGAAAAAUGUGAACCUUACAUCGAUGACAAUCCGAUCAAAGGCGCGCAGGAAAAGGACGAGACGGAAGUCCAGCCAGGGAUCCGACGUUUUGUAUGGAACCAUAUGCAUGACAUCAAGGACUUACUCCGCCGGUUCCUAGUAUACAACAUUACGGCUAGUGGACCAAAGACUAUCCUAGCAGUACCGGAGGUAACUAUACUAAGAUUUCGUUGCGGUGCUUACGGCAGGAAGCCGGAUCCGGCAAAGACUGACAAGAUAUCACAGUGGCCGACACCACUGCGCACGACGACGAAGGUAAGGGCACUCCUAGGCGUAGUCGGCUUUUGGAGGAUCUUCAUUAAGAACUUUUCCAAGAUUGCUGAGCCUAUCCGGGCUAUGAUCAGGAAAGAAGGAACCAUGGAUUGGACGGAGGAGCGAGAAGAAGCUGUCCAAAGGCUCAAGGACAUAUUGACAUCUGAGACAGUCGCCCUGUCCGCGCCUUGUUUUAAUGACGAAGUGGGACGACCCUUCAUCCUAGAGACGGAUGGAGGACUUUUGGCUGUAGGAGGUGUGUUGAUUCAAAGGGAUGAGGGAGGAAAAGAGAGGCCGAUUAGGUUCGAAAGUAGAACCCUGAACUCCGCAGAACGGUGGUACUCGCAAUUCAAGAAGGAAGUCCUAGCCAUCCUGCAUUGCCUUAAGACCUUCCAAGCCUACCUAUUUGGGAAGCGGUUCAUCUUAAGGAUCGAUCUGACAAAUGUCGCAGGGGCUCUAAAGAAUUACAGGCCAAUAUAUCCGACGGUAGGGAGAUGGGUAGGAUUCAUCUGGCAGUUCGAUUACAAGAUCGAACGGAUUGCUGGAAUCCACAACAAGGCAGAUGGGCUGAGUCGGGUUUGCAUCACUCCCGAAGGGAUGGAGGAUGCAGAGCCCAUUGACGUCUUUCUCGAAUACGAAGGAGAGACUCUCGCGGUGGACAACGAAAUGAUGAGUGAGGGAUGCACAUCGGGAGAACUAUUGAUCCAGACUUUGGAGAAGGGGGCACCUGCCGUAAUAGCAGAACUGACAGAAGGACCAGUCACCACUCGAGGACACAGAGAAGAAAAUGACUCAUGGGGAGCGAUAGUAGGACCGAAAGAGGAGCUAAUAGCAAUGGCAGUCGAAGGAGGCCGGGAAGCAGUGAUGAGCUCAGUGGAAUCUUCGGAAAGGAAAGAGUUGCAAUGGGUGGUAAAUCAGAUGCAGGAAGGAAAGGAUGGGGUUCAGGACGGGGAUAAGUUUUUCUAUGUCCAAUCAUACGAAGGACUCUUUCGGGAGAUCGGAUUGUUGUUGGUAGGAAACAAACAACCUAUGGAAGUCAGUAUUAAAGCAAGGGAAGAAGUCGAAAGGUAUAUCCUGGAUGCGCGAGACAACUUGAGUGGGUUCGUGGAGGCCGUCGCCCUCAAGAAAAAGACAGGGAGGAGUGUGGCGGACUGCAUAGAAGACUUUUACUUAAGGCAUCCGUUCGUUAGGAAGUUUAUAGCAGAUAAUGAAACGAAAUUUGUGAACCAAGAAGUAUUGGGGAUGCUUAAGAGACUCUGCGUACCGAUCAAACUCAUCGAGCCGUAUCACCCUGAGGCCAAUGCACAUGUAGAAAGGGGGCACCGAACCUUGAAGAAUACAAUUGCAAAGCUCGCAGCAGACCAUCUGGGGAAUUGGCCUAGGUAUUUUAAGUAGGUUGUCUUUGCAGAGAAUAUGACUCCUAAAAGGACAACAGGGUGUAUCCCAGCAGAGCUUUGGUACGGAAGAGAGAUCGACUUUCCUGUGGAAGCCUUGGUACCUACCUGGAACAGGUUAGAUGAUGAUCCGCAAAUGACCACUGAAGAAUUAAUCGAGGCAAGAUGUCAACAAAUCCUUAAGAAUGAG